AUGUCUGAGAGAAAAGAGCCGGAUUCCCCGCCCGUAGAGUCUGUGAACUCGAGCGAAGAAGAUCUCCCAGCUGUCAGAGGCCGAGUCCCAUACAAGGUAUGGCUUGUCCAAGGCCUGUAUUUCUUGGAGAGAGCGGCAUUCUACGGCCUCAGCCAGCCCCUCCAGAAUUACCUCCAGCUUUCCCCAGAUGAUCCUAUUCGCCCAGGAGCUCUUGGACUAGGGCAGGCAAGAGCAGUGUUGAUCAUAUAUAUCUGGUUCGUGUACAGCUACAGCACACCUCUCAUAGGGGGACUCUUGGCGGACUGUUGGCUUGGCCGUCGCAAAACGAUCCAGGUCGGAUUUCUAAUUUACGUGCUGGGAUUGAGUAUCGUCACUGCUACGGCUUUCACGCAGCGAAUUUACGGCACCGGCGGCCUCCCCGGCUUCAUAGUUGGCAUGCUUCUCGUUGGUGCUGGCACUGGAACUGUGAAACCCAAUAUAACUGUAUUCUUAAUUGACCAGUUCCCUGAGGAGGAACCCAAAGUCGUGACUUUGAAGAAUGGGAAGUCAGCGAUGGUGAGCCGUGAACUCACAAUUCAGUUUAUAUGGAACGCCAAUUACUGGAUGAUCAACGUUGGAGGUUUAUGCGGCAUAAUAACAACUAACGUAGAGAGGUAUGCCUACGCCGGCUUUGGGUUUGCCUUUCUUAUCUGCCUUUGCUUGAUCGUUACAUCUGCAACAAUUUUCCAAGCCGGGUACACGAAAUUUGAAACGGCACCACCGUCCGGAAACGCCAUCGCAGAUUUGUUCGGUGCAUUGCGUCGCCGCCGAAACCCAGCCCAUCCCAGACCAGAUCAGACAGAAGUUGAAGUACAGUCGUCUGUUCAGGAAGAUAGCCCUGCAAGUCCAAGUAACGAUGCGGCCAUAAUAGCUGAUGCAAAAUCGGCCCUCCGAGCUUGUUUAGUCUUCCUACCUUUCCCAGCUCUGAUGCUCUCCAUCAAUCUCAUGGACAGUACCCUCAUAGCGCAAGCUGGCACUAUGCAGACUAACGGCCUCCCGAACGAUAUCAUGUAUAAUUUAAAUCCGAUCUCUGUCAUGGUCUUCUUGCCCUUUUUUCAAAGCUGGAUUUAUCCCACGCUGGCCAAAAAGAAAAUCAACUUCUCGCCCGAGCACCGCAUCGGUGUGGGCCUCUUCUGUGCUACGCUUGCAAUUGCAUACGCCACAGGGAUCCAACACCUCAUAUACGCGACUGGUCCAUGUUUCAGCCGUCCACUGAAGUGCCUUCCUGGGAACAUACCCAAUGAUGUUUCCGUUGGAUUUCAAACGCCAACUUACGUAUUUCUUGGGUGGGCAGAGAUCCUCGCAAUCGUGGCAGGUACCCAACUUGCUUAUUCGCGAGCCCCAGCUAGUAUGAAGUCAAUCGUUCAGGCUCUUUUCAACCUCUUCAGUGCCUUGGGCUCACUGCUCGGUGGUGGUGUGUCGUUUGCCGCCUAUGAUCCCAACAUGGUAAUUGUAUAUGGAUCGAUCACCGGGCUGCUACUCUUUGUCACUCUUGGGUUCGAACUUAGCUAUUUCGUCAGACGCAAACGCUCUAACUGA
This is a messenger RNA of Aspergillus caelatus, 1578 nucleotides long. Its product is annotated as POT family-domain-containing protein. Gene Ontology annotation, biological process: transmembrane transport. The transcript is spliced from 7 exons. The coding region runs from base 1 to 1578 and encodes 525 amino acids. Gene Ontology annotation, molecular function: tripeptide transmembrane transporter activity; dipeptide transmembrane transporter activity. Gene Ontology annotation, cellular component: plasma membrane; fungal-type vacuole. The record is from RefSeq and is a predicted model, not a curated record. NCBI's taxonomy places the organism in Eukaryota, Fungi, Ascomycota, Eurotiomycetes, Eurotiales, Aspergillaceae.